Sphaerodactylus townsendi is the source of this 5548-nucleotide messenger RNA. RefSeq names its product solute carrier family 7 member 5 (gene SLC7A5). Bases 130 to 1380 code for a protein of 416 amino acids. Gene Ontology annotation, molecular function: neutral L-amino acid transmembrane transporter activity; L-amino acid transmembrane transporter activity. Gene Ontology annotation, biological process: neutral amino acid transport; amino acid transmembrane transport. The record is from RefSeq and is a predicted model, not a curated record. The transcript is spliced from 10 exons. NCBI's taxonomy places the organism in Eukaryota, Metazoa, Chordata, Lepidosauria, Squamata, Sphaerodactylidae. Gene Ontology annotation, cellular component: membrane.
CUGCGGCCGGGGACCGGCGGACACCCCAGCGGGCGCGUAAAGGCGCACGAGGGCGCACGGCGGCUUCCUCCUCCUGCUGCUGCUGCCGCCGCCGCUGCUCCUUCCCUCUGUCUCCCUGCCCGGCCGGCCAUGUCGGGCGGCGCGGGGGUGAAGAAGCGCGGCUCGGCCGGCUCUCCGGGGCCGGAGGAGGAGCAGAUGCUGGGGGCAGGAGCGGCGGCGGGGCCGGCGGCGGAGAACGGCUGCGCGCCCGGGGCCGGCCCGGCGCAGUCGGAGGUGGCGCUGAAGCGGACCAUCACGCUGGGCAACGGCGUGGCGCUGAUCGUGGGCACCAUCAUCGGCUCGGGCAUCUUCGUGACGCCGACGGGGGUGCUGCGCGAGGCGGGCUCGGCGGGGCUGUCGCUGGUGGUGUGGGCGGCCUGCGGGCUCUUCUCCAUCGUGGGCGCGCUCUGCUACGCCGAGCUGGGCACCACCAUCUCCAAGUCCGGCGGCGACUACGCCUACGUGCUGGAGGUCUACGGCGCGCUGCCCGCCUUCCUGAAGCUCUGGAUCGAGCUGCUCAUCAUCCGGCCCUCCUCGCAGUACAUCGUCGCCUUCGUCUUCGCCACCUACCUGCUCAAGCCCUUCUUCCCCACCUGCCUCGUGCCCGACCAGGCCGCCAAGCUCGUCGCCUGCCUCUGCGUCCUGUUGCUCACGGCAGUGAACUGCUACAGCGUGAAGGCUGCCACCCGCGUGCAAGACGCCUUUGCGGCCGCCAAGCUCCUGGCGCUCACCUUGAUCAUCAUCCUUGGGUUCGUUCAGCUUGGAAGACAUGACGUCACAAACCUCAGCAUCGAUCACUCCUUUGAGGGCACGAACCUUGAAGUCGGGAAAAUAGUCUUGGCCCUGUACAGUGGCCUUUUUGCUUACGGAGGCUGGAAUUAUUUGAAUUUCGUUACUGAAGAGAUGAUCAACCCGUACAGAAACCUGCCCCUGGCCAUCAUGAUCUCUCUGCCUAUCGUUACCUUGGUUUACGUCCUGACCAACCUGGCUUAUUUCACCACCCUGUCGGUCGAUGAGAUGCUGGCGUCAGAAGCGGUGGCCGUGGAUUUCGGUAACUACCACUUGGGAGUCAUGGCUUGGAUCAUCCCCGUCUUCGUCGGUUUGUCAUGCUUUGGGUCCGUCAACGGAUCCCUUUUCACCUCGUCUAGACUCUUCUUCGUCGGGGCCCGCGAAGGGCACCUGCCCUCCCUCCUGUCCAUGAUCCACCCCCGGCUCUUCACUCCGCUCCCCUCCCAAGCUCAUUCUUCCACGUGCAUCAUUGUGGCGGCUGCUGCAAUAAUGCGCCUUCUCAGCGACAUCUUCGGGCCGUCAUCCAGCUUCUUCCCAGCUUCUUCCAACUGAAAACGCUGUGCAGUGGCUGGCCAAUACUCACCGAGGAUGCUGUGUAACUCUUGCGGUACAAGAAGCCGGAGCUGGAGCGGCCCAUAAAGGUCAACCUCUCCUUGCCUGUCUUCUUCAUCCUGGCCUGCGUCUUCCUCAUCGUCGUCUCCUUCUGGAUGACUCCCAAGGAGUGUGGCAUCGGCUUCGCCAUCAUCCUCAGCGGGGUCCCCGUUUACUACAUCGGCGUCUGGUGGCAAAAUAAACCCAAGUGGCUUCUGCAGUUGAUAUACUCUACAACAGUCAUGUUCCAGAAACUGAUGGAAGUCGUCCCCCAAGAGUCUUAAGAGCAAGAAAAACGUCAGCGUGUACGGCUCGAAGGCAGCGCACAAUUUUUAGUUUUGAAAAACCCGAGUAUUUCUGAUUCCUCGUUAAAAAUCCAAGCCGUUGGGCCUCCAAGGAAACCGCCCCCCGGAAUCCCGCAGCCCGCAUGCCCUGCUUCCACCGCCGUUCCUUGCUUCCAAUCCCCAGCUGCAGAGAAGGAGAGUUCUGAGUAUAAAUUUCAAUAUCGUGGGAAGAGAAGAGCUUCAGAAUGUCUCAGUUGCUCGUCGAACCAAGGAGCCCAGUCGGAGACGGUUCUGUUAACGUUUACAUGAGUGGCUGCGCUCAUUGGAGUCAAUUCUCGGUUCUUCAUUUUGCUAGUGAAUUAGUUUGUCCAUCCCAGGAAAACGAGGUUCUAAGAGCUGCCAGCAUUCCACGGAGGCCUCAAUCUCUGCUGAAAUUUAAAAAAAGAUCCCGUGCUGCUGGUUUCAUCGGGGGCAAAGGUUUUCCUAAAUGUCACACUCCUGAACACUAACGGACAGGGACCUGCGAAAUAAAAUAAAAUGUGACUUUUCAUUGCGGACCAGCUCCGAUAUCAGUCCAGACAGAGUUGGCUACUCCAACAUGAACUUAUUAUUUUUAUUGUUAUUAUUAAUAAUAAUAAUAUUUAGAGAUCUCUUUUUUAUUUUUUAAGCUUCCUUUCCUUGAGACUGCCAUGUAGUUUUGCUUUGCUAUCAUCUUGCAAUAAAUGUUUUAUAUGUCGUCCUGUCUGUGACGUUAGCGACCGUUUUGAGCAACUCCAGUUGAUGCUGGUGCGCCGGCAGAAAAGCACGUUCCACCCGACUUGCUCCAAACGCACAAAGACCAGCCCCGAGCAGUGAGUUUUCGUGCGCCGGCAGGCAUGGUGUGCAGGCUGGCGUUGGCCUUUCUCCAGCGCCAAAAGAGAAAUCCAAUCCGUGUGCCGUUUGCUUUCUCACUGUGACUAAUGUCCCAUCGAUAGACUCGCUCUGGCGGUUUUGUGUGCUGGUCAACCCAGAAGGCUUCCAUGGGUGAGGGAAGCAAAAGAGUGUGGCACGGCACAAGUUUUGCCUCGGGCUCACUGUGGGUGCUUAUAAGCAAGAAGAUAAGUCUUGGAAUGUAUGCUGCAAUCUUUCUUCUUUUUACUCUUCUUGGUAACUACCCUGGUGCUGUACUACUUAUUGCCAUGGAACUUGGGACCACAUAGGUUAGAGUUGGGGAGAAAUCUGCAUUUCCUAUGAAUUGCUAUUUGCGUGCAUCUGCAUUGUAACAUUUUUGCUUCGUCGUUCCUGGGAGAUGGGGGGACGUGGGGGGGGGGGACGCUUGAAUUUUUCGUCCCAAAAUCCUGACUCACCUCGGGGUGGGAUUUAAACUGCCCUUGGGAAGUCCUGCCAUCCAGAAUGUAAUACUUCCAAAGCUCAUGACCCCGCAAAGUUCUGUGAAUCCUGAUUCUUGGGUCAUCUCAACAAGGCUGUGUUUUUGAAACACAAGAGCAGCCGCACAGUGGUUUUAUCCCAUCAAUAUCCAUAUGGUGGUUGGGUUAUUAGUUGGUGUUGGCAAGAUAACUUUUGUUUUCAUUCAGAAUGUGGUCUUUUGGAAUACCAAAGAUCACAGGGCAAUUGAGAAGGAAGUAGCUGCCAUGGGCCAUAACUCUUCCACUUCAGAAAGAGCUCCGAGUGUUUUCCUUUCUGCCUGCUCACAUUCUGGCUAACAACAGCCAACCUAAAGGAGCGUUGGCUCCCUACAGAACGUUGACCCUACAAAGCAUCCUGGGAGUUGUAGUUCUGUAAAGGCAGAGAACGGUGUGUCUCCUAUCCAGGCCCUUCACAGAAUUACAAGUCCUGGACUACUGUGGUUGAGAACCAUGGGGUUUGAGAAAAGGCUUAAAUAUUAUAGGGUAGACAUGCCUUGAGUUGUAAGUUUCACCUUUUCCUUAGAAAUAAAUGUAAGCCAACAGUUGGCCCUUGGGAAAAUUUUGUUGAGCGUCCAUGUUUCUUUCUUAGCUAGAUUUGUGGAGCCCUCAACAAAUCCAGUCAUUCCAGUAUCCUGGAAGCCCUUGAUGACUUUGUAAGGAAGAAUGUAUUAUUCCGCUGUCAUAUUAACAGCUUGUAUCAUUACGGAAGAGGGAAUAAUAUCUCGCCCUUUAAAGUAACUUUUUUUUCCUUUGAAUAAGCCCAGAUGUCCAAAACAAAAGCCAACGCAUCAGUCCUUUUGCACAACGAGCACGUUAUUUAUUUAUUUAUUUUUAACUUUGGGGUACUUUUCAGAAAAAAGGAUCAGCUUUUGGUACAUUUUAUCAAUUCAAUUAGCCAUCAGUGGUUGAGCACCUGCUUAAAAUGUGUCCUCCUGUUGCUGUCAGUUAAAUUUUAACAAUAAAGUUUAGUAAUGAAAUAUCUCCAUUUUAACAUUGGAGACAAGGACUAGAUCUUUUUGAGCAGCUGUGAUCUUGCGGCUUCAGAGAAAGGAUUUAUCUUGGGGAGCCCUUGGGCAUGUUCUCAAAUGAGAGAAUCCCUCCUCCUGCAGGCAAGACUGGAAUUGCCUCGCAUUUUCAAGGCAAUACAUUCAGGGACAGCUCAUGCUGACAGUGGAAGACCUCUUGAUUUCUGCUAGGUCCACCAUUUCCAUCUUCCUAGACCAGUGGUGGCGAACCUUUGGCACUCCAGACGUUAUGGACUACAAUUCCCAUCAGCCCCUGCCAGCAUGGCCAAUUGGAGUGCCAAAGGUUCGCCACCACGGUCCUAGACCCAUCCAAGAGGUCUCUGUAUUCUUGUUUUGAAUUUCCUUUGCAGUUGGCUUGUCAGUUUAGUCCAAGGGAAAAAUCUGCACAAGAAACUCCCUCCUUUGAUGCCGGAGCAUCAAGCAUCCUCUACCUACCUGGGUCACAGUCCAGUUUAAAUGAGAAGCAGUAUGAUUGCAAAGGCCUGUAUGGGUGGGCUGUUCCUUUCGCUUUGGGCAGCACCAUGUUCAACUUGUGCCCCAGAAAAGAACAAUGGGGUGAGUUGAUGCCCACGGAGAUUAGGUAUUUCAAAACAGUUGGUGGCUCACAAAUACCUGUUCCUAAUGUUUUGAGGACAUCCAGUUGUUUUUUUGGCAGGAUGAAGGAAAAGCAAAAAACAUUGAUGCUGGAGGGAAAAAUAUUGUCUGUAGAAGAUAUAAAUCUUUUUUGCCUCAAGCACUGUUUGUUUUUUCCUUUUCCUUUAUUUUGCUUGGGGCAGCAAUAACCUUUUUUCCCCUUAUUGGUGGGGUGGGGGGUAGGAAGAUGUGUCUAAACCUUUCUCUUGCCAUAGAUUCCAGAAGCUUUCCUUGUUUCUCGUAAAAGACUCUCUUGCUGUGCUGAAAAGCGUGGUAACUGUCCUUUCCAAGCCAAUGAUUUGUGCUAAAGCAGAACAAAGAGACAGUUUAUAGACUAUUUGUUGCCUGUUUGUGAUGGUAAAAAUGGUAGAUAAUUAUUGGGGGGGGGUGAUUCACAGAUGCAGAUUAUUAUUAUGAUGUAUUUCUUCAUGACGACCUGUUUAAUAUUUCUGUGGGUGGCUUUGUAGCAGAUGUUCUAACUGUGUUCUGUGUUACAAAACCAUUUCUGGUGGUUUGUAUUCUAAAUUCUAGGAAAUGAAUUGCCGUUGACUUGAGAUAUUUCUGAAAGACGGGCGGCGGGGCGGGGGGAGAAAGAGUUGUUACCUCUGUGGUGGAUUUCACAUUUCUGUAGCACUUCUCGUAAUUGCAAGACCUGCCAGGUCUGUUUUGGAGACAUAAGGCUAGUUUUUAGGGCUGAAGCUCAGAGAACCGAUCAUAAUGUGUCAUUGAAGUGACUGUGUCCGACACUGUUCGUCUGUAAAAUAAAGAAACAUUUUCUUAA